GGACAGACAACGAUAGAGAGAGAGGACAGACAGAGACAGACAGACAUAGACAGACAGGACAGACAGACAUAGAGACGAUAGGUGGCCACUGUUGGACAUGAGGAGCAGAGGGACAGGGCUGUUUGAGUGGUGGAGGAGCCAGCAGGAGACAGGAGAUCUGCUGAGGAGAACCAAUCAGCUGAGACUUCCUCCUGCACACCUGACGCAGUUGCUCGGUGACAGUGGAGUUCGGGCGGCGCUGCAGGGCACCAAGAUGGCGUCUCUGCUGCCGCCGGUCGGUACGGAGGUCUUCAGACGCUUGACACCGGCGUCCCUGGAGAGGAUGCGACAGGAGGCCGAGGAGGCGGAGUCGCAGGUGAAGAAGAAGAAGAACAAAAAGGCGGCAAAGAGCGACCGACCCGAACCGGCCUGUGACCUGGAGGCUGGGAAGCCCCUCCCUUUCUUUUAUGGAGCCCCGCCCCCUGAGCUCCUCAACACCCCAUUGGAAGAGCUGGAUCCUUUCUACCAAUCACAGAAGACGUUCGUAGUGCUCGGUAAAGGAAACGUGCUCUACAGGUUCAGCGCCGAGUCGUCCUGUUACCUGCUGACGCCAUUCAACCUGCUGAGGAGUGCCGCCAUCAGAGUCCUCCUUCACUCUUUAUUCAGUUUGUUCAUGACAGCGACGAUUCUGACCAACUGUGCCUUCAUGAUGCUGAGCGAACCGCCGGCGUGGAGCCGCAGCGCCGAACACGUCUUCACAGCCAUCUACACGCUGGAGGUCAUCAUAAAGGUGACGUCACAAGGACUUUGUCUGGGGCACUUCACCUUCCUCAGAGACCCCUGGAACUGGCUGGACGUCCUGGUCAUCCUCACCGGCCUUCGACCUUUUCUGGAGUCGGGGUUGAAUGAUGUCAUUUUCCUUAGGGUGCCCUGGAACUGGCUAAACUUCCUGAUCAUCAGCAAAAU
Plectropomus leopardus (leopard coralgrouper) is the source of this 945-nucleotide messenger RNA. The record is from RefSeq and is a predicted model, not a curated record. Lineage: Eukaryota; Metazoa; Chordata; Actinopteri; Perciformes; Serranidae.